GUUCAUUAAUGCCAGAAGGCGAAUAGUGCAACCAAUGAUUGACCAGUCUAAUAGAGCUGGAGGAGCUAGUGCUGCGUAUGGACCAGAUGGUGCAGGCAUGGGUUAUAUGAUGGAUGGCAGUCAGCAGAUGCAUAUUAGACCCCCAGGAAUGCAGAAUUUGUCUUGCAGUGAGGGUGCAAUGGGCAUGGGCCACAUGGGUGGAAUGGGUGGUUACACACAAAUGUCGCAACUACGUUCUCCUGUCCAUUCUCAAGCUAUGCUUCUGCCUGGACACCCUCAUGCUAUGAUGAUGGCCCAUGGACCUAUGGGUCACCCAGGCUUACCACCUCAAGGCUCCCCUUAUGAUGCUUCAGGAGGGCACAUCAUGGACAUCCAUGCCAGUUAAGCUGAGACAUCACAUUCUCGACAUCCAUUUUCUGUAUCCAUUCUUAUCUUAAUCUUCCCUCUGUGUUCUGUAAGAUAUGGAGCGGACACGAAAAGAAUUAUGCAGCUCGAACUUUUUAUUAUUUUUCCCUUUGGAUGAUUUUGUGCUGAUCCAUCGAUAAAGGGUAGGAUGUGGAAGAAAUGUUUUCGAUUGAAAUAAUCACCUCACUAGUGUUAUUAUUGUAUUAUUGUUAUAAUUCUUAUUGGCAAUGUAUGAGAAUUUUUUAUUUAAUUUUAGAUGUAAGGGAAUUGUAUUUUAAUCCAAAAAAGUGAUGCACAUAUUCAAUAGAGAAUUGCCUAUAAUUUUCUUCUAAAAUAUGUUUUACGCAGCUGUUUACGUUUGUAAUUUCUUGCUUAAUUGCUAACUUCUAUUUUAAAAAAAUUUUUCUUUUUAUGAAUAUAAAUGUAAAUUGCUAUUACCGGAAUAAUAUUAUCAAAAUGUAUAUUUAUUUCUUUUAAUAGAAUUUGUAUGCAAAAACUUAAGAAAUUUUUUUUUUGAUUUAUCUUUUGCGUCAAGUCAGAUGCAUUUAAAUAAAGAAGUAUAAAGUUAAUUGUAAAAAAUUUUCUUAUUCAAAUUUUGUAAGCAUGAUUUAUUGUCGGUAAAUAUUGCUAAAUUUAUUUUCGUUUCUUUUUGCCUUGAUAUCCUGGCCAGUGAAACUGAAUGCGAAUUAUUGGUCAGUAAGUGUUUUAGGGCAUUAUAAUAUUAUUUGCAAUGUGAAUGUUGUAUUUUCAUAAGUCGCAUCACUUUGAAGAUAUUAGUUGUAUUAUCUUAUUCCAUAUUUUUAGGGUUGCUUUAAAUAAAUGCAUUCAGUUAUAGAAAAUUGACUACAAUAAUCAAUAAAAUAAUCCCUAUCGUUGUUGAUGAAACCGUGAGUGAGGAAGUCAAUUUAUUGGUUAAGUAUGGUUGUGUAUAUAAAUAAUUUGUUUUAAUUGGUAAAAAGAAGUUUUUUAGAAACCUAGAGUUUUACACUGAACUACGGGUUGAAACCCAUUUUUUUAUUUAGCAGCAUUUAGUAGAAAAUCUUGUUCAUUGAUCGAUUAAAUUACAUUUUAAUAUAUGUUUAACCUGUGACUUGUUUAUUGUUUGUUUUUUCGUCAUUAAAUAAAUCAUUUUAUAAUUAUGUUAGAUUGUAAGAUCAUAAAUAUGAUGUAAUUUAAUUCAUUUUAAAUUUAUAAAUUUUCAAUUUUUUUAAAUACUAUGCAAAAUGUCAGGCAUUUAGUUUUGUAAUAAACAAUUUAAAAUACAUAAAUUUAACUAGAACCACUACUUUUAUUCUUAUGGUGAACAUUUCUUUGGUGUAAGCGAGCAAUUAACAGUACAUAAUUAUUCAGGCAAAACUAUAGUUAUUUUUUCAUAUUUUUAUUUUAUAUUUUCAAAUGUGAAACUUACAUUUAAAGGACACUUUUUUUCAAAUAGUCUUAAUCAGCUAUUCCAGUUAAUAUUAAGAAUUCUUACAUUUUACCUGGUUUCUAAAAACUCUGUGAAAUCUAAAUAAAGAGCACAUUUAAACUGAUUAAUUUCGCAUUUUAUUUAAUCUUAUCCAAGUGAAAAUUUUAUUACCCAUGGUGAAAAUUUUUAUUUGAAGCCCGUAUGUCUAUGCUUAGGGACUAAAAUGUAAAUAUUUUUUUUUAAAGAUUAAAACUUGAACUUAUUUAACCUCAACUUAUUGGAUUCUGAAAACUUAUGUACAAUAUAAAUUUUCUGUUUUUAAUUAUAUGCAUUUUAAUGUUAAAAAGGGACAUCACAAACUAAAUAAAAGAACAACUUUUAUAAUUAUAUUAAUUUGUAACAUCUGAAAAUUUGAAGCAGUUUUGUAAAAUUUCGAUUUUUCAAGUUUCAAAUUAUCUUUUUAAUAAUACACGCAGUGUAUAUGAAGAUGCUAGGAUAUUAAAGCUUGUCCUAUGAAUUUUAUUUAAAAUGUGCAUAUAUGCUGCAUAUUGUAAAAAUAUAUGUGCUGUGAAUAUCGUGUAAGCAGCACAGUUUGUAUCCAAAAGUGCUGGAUAAUAGAAACCGAUAUGUAUAAAAUACAUAAAAAUCAGAAACUUUAGAAUUUGUAAAUUACUAUCUUUAACAAAAGUUAUGUGGAAAGUCUCUUUGAACAAGUUUUUCUGCUCUGUAUCUGUUAUAUAUAAAUAUGCAAAGCAACUUGCAACUUUCUUGUUGAAGUAUGUAAUUUUUUCUUCCCACUCAUAAUGUGGGUUCUAAUAUCCAUGUAAUUCUCACAAAACUGUUGGGGAAAGUGGAAUUUUUUUUUCUUUCCGGACACACCCCACCAGUUCUUGUUCUGUACAGAUUACAGGUGGCAAUGCAUUGUAUGUGAGGUAGUGUUGUAAUAAGCCAGUUCGCUGGUAAUUUGUUGUCAACGAUUUAAAAAAAAAUGUAAGAAAUAAAAAAUGUUCUCAAACGUU
Molecule: messenger RNA, 2832 nt
Organism: Stegodyphus dumicola
Lineage: Eukaryota; Metazoa; Arthropoda; Arachnida; Araneae; Eresidae
Product: homeobox protein Meis1-like
Biological process (GO): regulation of DNA-templated transcription
Molecular function (GO): DNA binding
Source: RefSeq, a predicted model, not a curated record